Molecule: messenger RNA, 1642 nt
Organism: Dryobates pubescens (Downy woodpecker)
Lineage: Eukaryota; Metazoa; Chordata; Aves; Piciformes; Picidae
Gene: DUSP28
Product: dual specificity phosphatase 28
Exons: 2
Coding region: 1-738 (245 amino acids)
Biological process (GO): protein dephosphorylation
Cellular component (GO): cytoplasm
Molecular function (GO): MAP kinase tyrosine/serine/threonine phosphatase activity
Source: RefSeq, a predicted model, not a curated record
AUGAUCGGUGGGGCUCUGAAGCGUUUUCAGCUGUUCCAGUGCCGCUCUCAGGCUCCAGCAGGCACUAGGACCUACCCGAAGCCGCCACGCUCCAGCCUGUGCAGGAGAGAUAAAUAUAGCACAGCACAGCCCAGAUGCAUUGCUGGGGGAAUCCACCCGCACCCCGAGUCCCCGGCGUCCCUCCGCACCGGGGCUCUGCCGGGGCUCGAAUGCGGCGCGGAGGAACCCAUCUGGGGGUUCUGCAGGGAAGCAGCGGUGCCGGUGACGCUGCAGUCUUGGCUGCCGAUGCUCCAGCUCUGCAAGGUCACCUCCUCACUGCUCAUCAGCAACGCCAAGGCAGCCUGCAACGAGGACCUGCUCACACGAGAGGGAGUCACCUUCUGCGUUAACGUCACCCGGCAGCAGCCGUUUCCCAGCCUGCAGCAGGUGCGGGGCAUACGCGUGCCCGUCUUCGAUGACCCGGCUGAGGACCUGUACCGGUACUUCGAGCAGUGCAGUGAUGCAAUAGAAGAGGCUGUGAAGAGCGGUGGGAAGUGCCUGGUUUACUGCAAAAAUGGCCGCAGCCGAUCAGCUGCCAUCUGCACUGCUUAUCUGAUGAGACACCAAAAGCUCCCACUCAAGGAUGCCUUUGAGACUGUGAAGGCUGCCAGACCAGUAGCAGAACCCAAUUCAGGAUUUUGGUCUCAGCUGCAGAGAUAUGAAGAAGAUUUGCAGAUACAAAGCAGCCCGACCAGCUAAGCAAACAACUUAACUCUCUCUAAAGUAUCUUCAUACAUUGCUGUUCUCAAGUGGCUGGCUACAGAUUUCUUAAAAAUUAAUAAUUCCAUCUAUCCCCUCUACAUAAAAUGCCAGUGAGUGUUCAGUGAACUCAUUCGGUGCAUGACCAUUGAUGGCAUGUGGGACAGGGGCAGAUAAGCAGGGAGAAAGAGCAGAAACAGAAAAUGGUUGGAAGGACUGUAAACAGCCAGAGAGCAUUUAUUUUCCCCUGAGUGACACCGAAUAUGACAAUGAUGCAUUGAACAAGUGAAUGAAUUACUACACAGGGAUUUUACUCUUGGUUUUUGAUUAAACUUCCCAGUGACGUCACUGGAAGGCCUGAUGCCAGCCCAAGGAAGUCCUGAAUUUCUAUCUCGCCUACUGGAUCAUAAUUUAUGUUCACAACCUUUGGAGGGAAACUGACGCUGAAACUGCUUAGCCUCUGCCUGAGCCCUGCAUUUUCCUUGCGUUCAGCUAGACCAAAAUACCAUCACAAAAUUACUGACAAAUCCAAAGGACAGAACGCACAGAUGAUGAUAAACAGCUCAGCUCCUACCACGCAAGUCAAGGCUGUUUUCAGCUUUUGGAAUUAGUCUCCAAGACACCAGAAUAAUUAUUUUUAAAGCAGCAGUUGACAGUGGAGGGAAGAAGAUGACACUGUCAAUCUACAAGUAAUUCUAACUCCUUUUAGCUUUACUUAGCUUUACUAGGUGUAACAAGAUCUGCCGGUGCUCAGCUCAUGCCUUCAAGUCAGCUGUAUCUGCAUGCAAGCAACAUGGCUAAAUCAUUUCUGCUCAGCCUGUCUGCAGGGUGCCCUGUGAAAUUAUUUGUUGGGAUAUCAAGGAAGCUGCAUUAAAUUUCUAAAUCAGACUACAAUUAUGUUUAU